AUGGCUCACGUUAGCACGGUGUCGAUUCGGAGCAUACGCAGGCUACCAACCCCAACCUUUCAAGCUCCAUACGGCUGUACAUCUCAAAUUCGCUGCUUGUGGGGAUGCUCGCAUGAAAAAUAUAACCGCGACCGACACAAGAGGCACAUAGAGUACAUACUCAGCAGGCACCAACGCCAACGAAGACCUCGUCAUCCCUUGCGGGACCAUCAGACCAUAUACCCAGAUCACCACUAUCAGUCGUGGCGGAAUCCAACAUGGGACUGGGGCUGGAACAGCUUCAAACCCAACUUUCCUGAGACCCAGGGUAGGCGCAGACAGGAGCAUGACCAUGACUCCUGGGAACAUCAGGCACAGAAGCGGAUGGAACGGAUUAGGAAGGAGAUAGAGGCUGAUCCAUACGCGGUCUUGUUUGGGCGAAGACUGGAGCCGUUUGCUUCAAACUUCGGGGUCAGGUUUGAGAAUGGGUUUACUUCGUUGUGGCGGUCGUUGUUUGGUCUUGAUAAGCCGGAGAAUGAUACGAGGAGUAAUAUUGGGAGGAGAGUCAAGGAGGAUUCGCGGAGCGCCUCUGGUGGUGACAUGCGGGUUACUGAAUCUGAACGGGCACAAAGUCAACCUUCGCCGGACUCAACGGAUGCUAGGUUUGAAUUCGACCCUGUCAGCGGUCGUAUGGUUCCCAAACGACCUGAAGAUGAUUACGUUAUAGAAGGGCAAGCUGCGGCACAUGGAUCCUCCAAAGACUUUGACAUCUCAUCAUUAAAGAAUGCUGAAGCAAAGCCAUACGAUUUCUCUAAAUCAGAUAUUGUCGGCAGCUCAAAUAAGGGAGACAUCACUAUACCUGAAAGUUCAGCAGCGCCUGAGGGUACAUCUGGAUUCAUUAUUACCCCUCAAAGUCAAGCCUCCAAUUUUGCCCCGACUAAUAAAACCAUGGAUGGCAUACCUAAACCCCUUGAAGAGUCUCAAGGAGCUGCCGAUGCCGAGCCGUUUCAGCUAAAUCAAAAACCUGAGCACCCAAUGCCGCCAGAUAACGAUAGCUACGGCGCUCUAUCGAAUGACAACAUCGUUAAACCAAGCCAAAUUUUCGGCGCAGAAAAGACUGUUUCUGAAAAACCAGUAGUGAAGCACCACAAGGAAGAAGGCCUCGAUAGGGCGGGUUUCCUUUCCAGACGUGAAAGCGAAAAACCCAUGUCUACAGCAAUUGAUGAGGGACUUGAUCAGUUGCGUGCCAAUGAUAUCCGAGCUGUCUAUGAGCAGAGAAGAUUAAGCAUCGAAUCGGAGCUCGAAACCGAGGCACCUAAAGAUUUAGGCGAGACUUCCGCCGAUGCUGUGGAUGUCGAUAACAACAAUAAGCCUGUGGAAAACCUAAAUGCCGACUCAUCAGCGCCACCUAGCGAGUGGCCUAUGAAUACCUUUUUAAACAAAUCAAACGAACAAGCCCCAGAUAUAAGCACCUCGCACCAUGAGGCACCAACGACGGGUGAUACCUCAAAUGCCGAAGUAUAUCGCAUAUUUGCAUAUGAUCCGUCUUCACUUUCAGUGACAGAAGCCGAAACUACCUCAUCGCUCCAAGCAUCAAGCGGGCAUCUACGUCCGGCCGAAGUGCUCACGCGCUUGACGAAUCCCGCCAAGUUCCUGCCAUGUCUUAAUCAAAUGCAUAAGGAGGGAUACGAAAUUGUAUCAGGUGGAGGAGAUAUUCUUGUAUUUCGAAAGGCUCCUGAAACAAAAAGUUCAACCGUCAACGAUACUCAAAUGGAGGAUGUCCCAGAAACCAUCGCUGAGGAACACCCCGAUGAAGCGGCUGUGGUCCAACCAGCACAUGAUGACUUUUAUACCGGGAAUUCGUCUUAUAACCAAUCAUCUACCGAGCAAUCACAUUCGAAGAGCGCUCCGAAGUCUAGGUUUCGAAAAGUACUACGGCGAAUGUUCGUUAGUGGUGUUGCCACAGCGGGUACAUGCUAUGCGAUAGGCGUUGUUAGUGAGUAUUUCAGGACUGGAGGAGUGGACGGAUGGGGGAUUGAUGGGUUCACAGAAUUUGAGUCAGAAAGACGCCAUAUGGAGCGUUAA
Molecule: messenger RNA, 2064 nt
Organism: Aspergillus puulaauensis
Lineage: Eukaryota; Fungi; Ascomycota; Eurotiomycetes; Eurotiales; Aspergillaceae
Exons: 1
Coding region: 1-2064 (687 amino acids)
Source: RefSeq, a predicted model, not a curated record